Messenger RNA from Alternaria burnsii, 2391 nucleotides. RefSeq names its product pgap1-like protein. The transcript is spliced from 3 exons. The record is from RefSeq and is a predicted model, not a curated record. NCBI's taxonomy places the organism in Eukaryota, Fungi, Ascomycota, Dothideomycetes, Pleosporales, Pleosporaceae. The coding region runs from base 1 to 2391 and encodes 796 amino acids.
AUGGGUUCAUCAUCAUUACGUGCAGCCUUGCUGGCGCUCGUUCUCGCGUCAACAUCGUCGGCUACAACAGUCUCGCUUGCAUCCUUUAUUCCGCGGAUUGACAACCUGCCAAAAUCCUGCAACGAUGUCUACACCAGUUCCAUCUCUGGAUGCGUAGCCGACGACUUCAAAUCGGGCGCAACCUGUUCCGCUGCCUGUGUGCGGGGCCUGUCGGCGAUCGCAGAGAGCGUCAAGGACAAGUGUGCGAACGUCGAUGCGGGCGAGCUGAGCAUCAUCGGGGUCUUCCAGAACGGACUGGGUAUUCAGAGCCUUUGUCCGGGAGUUACAAUUACAACGAUUUCGAGUGAGAGUGCGGGAAAGACAGAUACGAAGACAUCGGAGCAAGCGACGAGCACCCAGGCGGUCUUGACCACUACAAGCUUCACAAAUUCAGCCAUCCAAGCAACAUCAACCUCAUCGAGUUCAAACACGGACGCGGAAGACGGAGACGAGGAACCGACGAGCUCAGCACAAACGACAAGUUCGAGUUCAUCAACGGGUGGCUUGGUCCUGGAUCCGAACGCUACGGGAACAUUCACGGCUUCAGUCAUCCCGCCCACAGACACUGCGCAGGCGACACAGGCACCCAAUGCGCAACUAUCGAACGCUGACUCGGGUGGUGGUUCGCCGUUUGACGUCGUUGCUGGCGGAGAUGAGACAUUCCGGACAUUUCCAAGCCACGUGAAGGCGCUCCUCCAGCAUGCGCUGCCCAAAGUCACCGUCCUCACCAUCACGUACCCCCAGUUCGAGACGCGAGGCGACUUACACGAGUGUGUCGGACGCUUCAAAGAAUGGCUGCAGAACAAGGUCAUAGACCUCGAGGUCGCCAACUCGACCCCUUCGCCCACAGUUGACCCUUCUGUGCGCACGAUACUCGUAGGCCAUUCCAUGGGCGGCAUCGUUGCGGCUGAGACGCUCCUCUCCAUCCUCGCCGAACAGCCGAUACAUUCGCAGUCCAACUCGCAAACUGGCUCCACGGCAUCGCUUGCCGACCAUUCGAUGCUCAUGUUCCCGUACAUACAGGGCAUUCUCGCCUUCGACACACCAUACCUCGGUAUAGCACCCGGCGUAGUGGCUCAUGGCGCCGAGAAGCAUUGGAACACAGCAAGUUCGGCAUAUUCGGCAUACAACAGUCUUGCAGGCGCUUUUGGAUGGGGCGGCAAGGACACUGCAUCCAGUGCUGUCGAUACGAGCAAGCUGCUCCCAGCACCCUCAUCUACUGGAGACGCAGCAGCAGCACCCAUGUGGCAGCGUUACGGCAAAGUAGCCAUGUUCGCCGGUGCAGCAGGUGCCAUAGCAGCAGGCGGCGCGGCGGCAUAUAUGAAGAAAGACCAGAUAACUCAGGGCGUCACAUGGGCUACAUCACAUCUGGAAUUCGUCGGAGUCCUUGCCCGCCCUGAAGAGAUGCGAAAGCGACUCGACAAGAUUGCAAAGCUCACUACAAGCCAGGACCUUGGCUUCUGUAACAUGUACACCACUCUUGGCCAUGCCAUCAACAGCGAGAACAAAGAACACGGCUGGACUGGCAAAGUCGCCGGAAAAGACCGCACUUUCUGCAACCUACCCAAAGGGCCUCUGAAGAACUUCUUCAUGCCUGCUGUAAACGACAAGGCCACGGCAGAGACUUGGGCGCACACUUCAAUGUUCGAGCCUCGCAACAACCCCGGUUACUAUACUCUCAGCGAGACGGCCAAGGAGAAGAUUAUCGAGUGGACAGAAUCCACAGAUUGGUACGAGGAGAGCGAGGGACCGUUGACUGGGGAGGUUGGUGAAGAAGCAGAGAUUGUAGAAAGACAAGAAGUAGAUGAGCAGAUGCAGAAGGAGGCUGACAAGAGGGAAGCAGAAGAACUAGAGAAGGCCAAGGCUAAGGGCGAUGUAGAUGCUUUGGAGGAAGAGGGCGAGUUUGUGGAUUUGAAGAGAACUGGCGAGGUUGCUGAAGGGGAGGACGAGGCGAGGAAGAGGAGGGAGCUGUACCCCUCUUUAGCUGCAUAUGCUGGAAUAGGUGUGGGUGCAGGUAUCGCAGCCCUUUCAGCAUUGUUUUUCAUCAUCGCCUGGAAAAAGCGCUUGGGGCCUUUUCGACGCAAGGUCUCGAUGGGAGGCAAUACCUACGAUAAAGCAGAAUUACACGGUGAUCACAAACCUUGGGCUGAAGCCAUGGAAAAGGAGAGAAUUGAACUUGAUGCAGCUACAAGUACGCACGAGGCAAUGAACAAGGAAAGGUCAGAACUGGAGACUGUAGAAAAUUCCCACGAAGUAGGCACUACGGAGAUUCAAGGUAUUGGCCGUGUACAUGAGUUGCCUGGUCAUGACGAGAGCGUGGAGGCAGCAGAUGAAAGAGCUCGUGCUUCUUGA